Messenger RNA from Colletotrichum higginsianum IMI 349063, 1473 nucleotides. Its product is annotated as Cytochrome p450. Lineage: Eukaryota; Fungi; Ascomycota; Sordariomycetes; Glomerellales; Glomerellaceae. The coding region runs from base 1 to 1473 and encodes 490 amino acids. The record is from RefSeq and is a predicted model, not a curated record. The transcript has 5 exons. Gene Ontology annotation, molecular function: oxidoreductase activity, acting on paired donors, with incorporation or reduction of molecular oxygen; heme binding; iron ion binding.
AUGGCCUCAGGUUACCUGCUUGCUAUUUACUUCUUGGUUGUUGCUUUUGCCGGGCUUCAACUCAAGCACAAAAUCACGGCCUUCAAGUCUCCCCUAAGCAAGGUCCCAGGGCCUUGGUAUGCCCCUCUUACGACACUGCACUUGCAAUACCUCUUUUCCACCGGCACCAUCUGGAAGCUGGUAGAAAGGAGCCAUGCCAAGUAUGGGUCGAUCGUCCGCCUGGGCCCUCGCCAGGUCUGGAUUUCGGACAAGGAGGCCAUGAAGGAGAUCUUGGUGAAGACCGAUCUCCCCAAAGUGGCCAUGUAUGCCGAGAUCUCUCGAGACAAGUUUAGCCCGGGCUUGUUCGGUGAAAUUCGACCGGAGCCGCACAAGCGCCUCAAGCGCUUUUUGUCCCCCGCCUUCACCGUCAACUACAUCGACAACCUCGAGACUUUCUUCAAGACCACCGUCCGCGAUGUGCUCAACAAAUACCAAACGCAGAUCAACGAGGACCCCGUGUACUACGCGAAGGAGGGCUUCGAGGUCGAUCUGAUGGACGACCUUCACAAUGUUGCUCUGGACAUUAUGGGAGAGAGUUCCUUCGGGAAGGGGUUUGGACAGACGAACCCAAACAGCAUGAUCGAGGACGGCGUGGACGAGCGAAUCUGGAAGUCCAUCCCCCGCUCCAUCUUCGACGGUCUCAGCAAGCGUUACCAGACGGUGUACGUCAAAAAGUUCUUCCGGUCGUUCGGCAUCGACAUCAAAUUCGAUUGGCCGGCAGAGAUGAUCACGGCCAUCGACGCCGUCGUCCAGCGCCGCAAACGCACCUCGGAGGUCGAGCGCCGCGACCUCCUCCAGCACCUCAUCGAGGAGGGUAAGAAGCCCGACACCGGCACCACCAUGUCGGCCCGCGACAUCGUCGACCAGAUGGCCGAAGUGCUCCUCGCCGGCUCCGAGACCACGUCCGGCACCAUCGGCUGCCUCUUCCUCGAGCUCGCUCGCAACCCGGACGUCCGCGCCAAGCUCCUGGCCACGCUGCCCUCCAAAGGCUUCGCCGACGAGAUCGUGACGAGCAAGUCGGUCCGCAGCGAGGCCCAGUACGAGUACCUCGAGGCCUGCAUCAAGGAGAACCUCCGCCUGCACCCGAUCGCCUCGGAGAUGGGCCGCAGGACGGGGAACCAAUGGGUCAAGCUGUGCGGCUACGACCUGCCCCCCCACACCGUCGUCUCGGCCUCGUACCGCGACCUGCACCGCAACGAGGACUACUGGCCCCAGGCCGAGCGGUUCUGGCCCGAGAGAUGGCUCUCCGAGGACAAGAGGGAGGGCGCCCCUGCCCCCGACUUCGCAUGGGCUGAGAUGAGAAUGGUGGCCGCGAACCUGCUUCAGAGGUUCGAUGUACUCGAGGUCCCUGGCCAGGAAAUCGACUUCCGCCAGUACAUCACGAUGCAGUUCGCAACCGGGCAUUGGAAGGUGAUGCUGAGGCCAAGAAGCUAA